Fusarium venenatum is the source of this 465-nucleotide messenger RNA. RefSeq lists its product as uncharacterized. The record is from RefSeq and is a predicted model, not a curated record. Lineage: Eukaryota; Fungi; Ascomycota; Sordariomycetes; Hypocreales; Nectriaceae.
AUGACUCUCAUCAAGAAGGCCGAAGAGCCCAAGGGCCCUCAUAACACCCCUACAUCCAUCACUUACACUCGUAAACCUCUUCCUUGCUCUGACCCCCAGUAUGAGCGAGCCCUGAAACGAUGGGAGGCUGAACGAAAGGCCAAAGAGGCUGGUGAGAUCAAUGACGAACAGCAGCUAAAGGCUGAAAUUCUCGAGGACCUCACUGCGGCGGAGAUACAGGCUGCCAAAGCGGAGAAAAGGGUCGCGGAAGCACAAGGCGCGGAAGGGCAAGUCGCGGCCCUUGAUGCAACGAUCCUCCAUCUGCACAAGCUUGCUGAGGAGCUGCUACUGCCAGCGGAGUCGCAGGACGCUAUGGCCGGCAAAAAAGACAAGGAACCUCCUCGUUUGGAUAUCUCUCACACCAAGUAUCACUCGAUUCUUGUUACGUGUUGCUUUGACAAGGCUACGGACAAUUUCUUUGGUUAG